AUGUCGACGAUAUCCGGAGAAAUAAGCGACUCCCAACUCGAAGAAAUCUACCAAUUCGCAAUCGAUCUCGGGAAAAAAGCCGGCGCGAAGUUGAUGGACGGUAUACAUGCAAGAAUUGGAGGCACUAUAUCAGAAAUCUCGUCGAAUGUUGCAAGCAAUGCGAACAUGACAAGUAACUUGGCGUUUGAAGAAAAGGACAAUGCGGUCGAUAUUGUUACGCAAGUUGAUGAGGUGGAACGAUUCAUCCAUGAGGCUAUCUCGACCAGAUAUCCCUCUCAUAAAUUCAUCGGCGAAGAGACUUAUGCAAAGACAUCGUCCUCCGCCCGCGAAUACCUCAUAACCUCCGAGCCCACGUGGUGUGUCGACCCUCUCGACGGCACAGUCAACUAUACGCAUAUGUUCCCCAUGUUCUGCGUGAGCAUCGCUUUUAUCGUCGGUGGAAAACCCGUUAUUGGCGUGAUAUAUGCUCCAAUGCUGAACCAACUGUUCUCAUCGUGUCUUGGCCAUGGUGCCUGGCUCAAUGAAACAACCCGUCUACCCUUGAUCAAAAAUGCGAAGGAUAAUGUUGCAAAGGAUAAUAAAGAUAACUACGGCGUUCCGCCCAUGCCUGAAAAUGCUCCGAGUAGAUGCAUCUUCUCGUGCGAGUGGGGGAAAGAUCGCCGAAACGUUUCCGGAGGCAACCUGCGAAAGAAGAUUAGCAGUUUCAUGAACAUGGCAGCGGAGAAGGGUGGAGAGAAUGCCGAUGGGUUGAGGGGCAUGGUACACGGUGUGAGGAGUUUGGGAAGCGCAACGUUAGAUUUGGCAUAUACGGCUAUGGGUUCAUUGGAUAUCUGGUGGGAGGGUGGAUGCUGGGAGUGGGAUGUUGCGGCCGGUGUUGCCAUUCUAUUAGAAGCCGGAGGGUUGGUAACUACGGCCAAUCCGCCCGAAGAUCCAGAUACGGCGAAGAUCGAAGAUGUGAGGCUCGGUAGUCGGUUAUAUUUGGCUAUCAGACCCGCUGGACCUUCGGCAAGUGAAACAGGUCGACAGUCGCAGGAACGCACCGUACGUGAAGUAUGGAAACGAGUCAAGCUUCUCGACUAUAGCAGGCCAGGAGCAUGA
Talaromyces marneffei is the source of this 1098-nucleotide messenger RNA. RefSeq lists its product as uncharacterized. Gene Ontology annotation, biological process: inositol metabolic process; signal transduction; phosphatidylinositol phosphate biosynthetic process. NCBI's taxonomy places the organism in Eukaryota, Fungi, Ascomycota, Eurotiomycetes, Eurotiales, Trichocomaceae. Gene Ontology annotation, molecular function: inositol monophosphate 1-phosphatase activity. The coding region runs from base 1 to 1098 and encodes 365 amino acids. The record is from RefSeq and is a predicted model, not a curated record. The transcript has 5 exons.